AUGUCUUUGAAUAUUUCUUUGUACACAGUUUCCGCCGUUUUGCUUUUAGGAAACGAGGGCAAACGUUUGUAUGCCAAAUAUUACAGGCCACAAGAUGCGAGCCAAGCAUACAAAACUGCUCAACAACAGGCAGCUUUUGAACAGGCGAUCUACUCGAAAAUAAAUAAGUUGCAUCAGGAUGUCAUAUUAUAUGACAACCAUUUGGUGACUUACAAGCAGACAAAUGAUGUGAUUUUGGUGAUUGUUGGAGCGAUCAACGAGAAUGAAUCGAUGCUUUACUCAUUGACCAACAACAUCAACGAAGCUUUGACGAUUUUGUUGGACAACUCUUUGGACAAGGCCACGGUAUUGGAGAAAUACGAUAUGGUGUGCUUGUGCCUUGAUGAAACCAUUGAUGACGGUGUUAUUUUGGAGAUUGAUCCAGCCAUUAUUGUCAGUCGAGUGACCAAUCCUCCAUCUGCGAUGGCUAGCGACAUGCACAUUGACAUUUCCGAGAAAGGUUUGUUCAAUGCCUUGUCUUUUGCUUCCAAGAAGCUCAGCGAGAGGUUGCAACAGGGUUUGUAA
Messenger RNA from Clavispora lusitaniae ATCC 42720, 564 nucleotides. RefSeq names its product coatomer subunit zeta. Gene Ontology annotation, biological process: intracellular protein transport; retrograde vesicle-mediated transport, Golgi to endoplasmic reticulum; intra-Golgi vesicle-mediated transport. Gene Ontology annotation, cellular component: COPI vesicle coat. The record is from RefSeq and is a predicted model, not a curated record. Lineage: Eukaryota; Fungi; Ascomycota; Pichiomycetes; Serinales; Metschnikowiaceae.